Molecule: messenger RNA, 264 nt
Organism: Symbiodinium natans
Lineage: Eukaryota; Dinophyceae; Suessiales; Symbiodiniaceae
Source: the annotation of a GenBank genome assembly
AUGGAUGACGUAUGCCAGAUGUAUGAGCAGAUGAUGAAGAUGGACAUGGGCAGCAAGCAGCAGGUCAAGUACACCGUUGAGGACCUUUGGUCCUUCAUCGACCGCUUGCGUGAUAUUGCCAUAAUGAUCUAUGACUCUCAGGUGGGCGAGUACCUGCCACAUAAUCGUGAGUGGGCCAAGAACCAGGCCGCCGAUUCAACUCUGGUAAUUCCUUGCAUCAGUGUACAAUGUUCAGUACUAACAAUGAUGGCGAGUACUACAUAA